This is a messenger RNA of Trypanosoma rangeli, 762 nucleotides long. RefSeq lists its product as uncharacterized. The coding region runs from base 1 to 762 and encodes 253 amino acids. Gene Ontology annotation, molecular function: RNA binding. The record is from RefSeq and is a predicted model, not a curated record. The transcript has a single exon. Lineage: Eukaryota; Euglenozoa; Kinetoplastea; Trypanosomatida; Trypanosomatidae.
AUGGAAAAGAUAUUCGACAUCACACAGGUGCAGGUGGGCCACCUCAUUGGCAGGGGUGGGAUGACGAUCAAGGGACUGCAGGAUAGAACCGGCGCAAAGUUCGAAAUUAUCGAAGGCCCAAGGGUCCGCAUCACGGGCGACAGCGAGGAAAAGGUGGUGGCGGCGGUUGAAGAGGUGCAGAUGAUCAUCGCCGACCAGGAACACCCUGACUACGAGGGGGCCGUUGGCGCACGACUCCGCAAGAAGGCGGAUGCGUUGGCUGCGAAGCGCGCCGAGCUCUUAGAUAAGGCGACGGCGAAGCGCAAUGCGGGUUACGUGGAUGCCGCAAAUAAACUCGUAGAGGAGGCGAAGGAAGCCGGCAGACGAAUGGAUGAGAAAAACAAGGCGGCGGCUGCUGCAAUUGCGGAGCACAACAACGAGGCCAAGGGCAAAGGUGACGACUACUUUGACAUGCACGGCCUGCGAAAGGAAGAGGCCAUGACGAUGCUGCAGUCUUGCGUCGAGCGACUCAAGGCAAAACCAAACGGAACCGUAACGGAGUUGCAACUGAUCCCCGGUGCCGGUCACCACUCCGCACCUGGCAAGCAGGCCCUAAAAGCCGCAACAGAGGCAUACCUCAAUGCCGAGGGCAUCCCCUUCAAGGCCGUAUCAGCGGGCUCACUGAUGGCAAGCGUCAUCGGUACAGGAGAGGCAGCUGCGGCUGCAGCCAUGAAGGAGGACAAGGAAAAGAUCAAAUGUAGCAGCUUGUGUGCGGUGAUGUGA